GUCCGAUGAGUGUGAUUUUCUGAGGAACCAAGUAUUGUUACUGGUUCGUGAGUUGUAAACGUAUUUUUGAACGCGACUCGAAGUUCUGUUCUAAACUUACUUUAUGCCACAAUUUUUGUAUCAACAAUAUACGUUGCUUCAGCUUUGAAUAUAUAUAACAAUUUUAUCUUUGAAAAGACUAAAAAAAUACAAUGCUCAUUUUAUCCGAAUACUCGUAUCACUUGUUACACUCCUGACUUGUCAUCCAUACGAACUUUCGAGAAGUGUGGUGUACACGAAUUUUGUUAAACUUCUGAAUGAUUUGUGUUUAAUUAUUGUAAGAAAAUCGAUUCAAUGGCCACGGAAGAAACUACAGCCCAAAUGGGCAAUAAUGAAAUGCCAGUUCCAAAAAUAAGACACGACUGGUAUCAAACUGAAACUCAUGUUAUUGUUACGAUUCUUGCAAAAAAUUCUGAAAAGGUUAAGGUUGCCUAUGAAAAAAAUACGUUAAGCGUAUCUGCCUUGUUACCCUCAGGAAAUGAAUAUACCUUGGAGUUAGAUCUAGCUCAUCCUAUUGUACCAGACCAGUGCUCACACAAAGUAGUUCCAUCCAAAAUAGAAAUCAAACUAAAAAAGCAAGAUGGCAUUAGAUGGAACACUUUAGAAGGGAACCCAGUUGUUCAAAAUCCAGUGCAACCUAUACCUCGAGAAAUUCUACAAGCUGGCAGUCAUCCACCAAAAUAUCCUAGUUCUAGUAAAAAGUCACGGGACUGGGAUAAAGUAGAGAAAGAGAUAGAAAAGCAGGAGGCAGAAGAAAAACCAGAAGGAGAAGCUGCUCUUGAUGCUAUGUUCCAACUGAUAUAUGGUAGUAGUUCAGAUGAAGUUAGACGUGCAAUGAAUAAGUCAUUUCAAGAGUCUUGCGGUACUGUGUUAAGCACAAAUUGGUCGGAAGUUAGCAAAGGUAAAGUUGAAAGAAAGCCACCAGAUGGUAUGGAGUGGAAACCUUGGAAUACAUAAGAGAUUUAAUACAAUCGAUAUUUAAGUUGUUUUUUAUUUAACAAACUAAUUGUAUUUUGUUUUCACUGGGAAAUUGUUUCAUAAUUAUUUGUAAUACUAAAAAUUUGUCUGAUAUUUUCUAUCCUAAGGAUACAUUUUGUCUAUUGUAAAGUUAAUUAGUUAAAUAAUUAUCUCUAUUUGAGUAUUAUGUUGUAUUUAUCUAGUUUAUUAAAUAUAUGUAUGUAUCUUUUGGACAGUUUAUAAUUCCUUUUCCUUAUGUAAAAAAUAUUAGAUGAUAAAUA
Molecule: messenger RNA, 1277 nt
Organism: Megachile rotundata (alfalfa leafcutting bee)
Lineage: Eukaryota; Metazoa; Arthropoda; Insecta; Hymenoptera; Megachilidae
Gene: Sgt1
Product: suppressor of G2 allele of skp1
Molecular function (GO): protein-folding chaperone binding
Source: RefSeq, a predicted model, not a curated record